Messenger RNA from Rhizophagus irregularis DAOM 181602=DAOM 197198, 844 nucleotides. NCBI's taxonomy places the organism in Eukaryota, Fungi, Glomeromycota, Glomeromycetes, Glomerales, Glomeraceae. The record is from RefSeq and is a predicted model, not a curated record.
AAAAUUUUAUUUGAUUCUUAUAAAUUUAUUAAUUUAAAACUCCUUUAUUAGAAUUAUUAUUAACAAGAGAUGAUUUAAAUAUGAACGAAAUCGAAGUUUGGGAAAGUUUAUUGACAUGGUGCUUGUGUCAACAAAAUAUGGAAAGUGAUCAAACUAAAUGGAAUUUCUUUUACAAAGUUUAUAUUUACAAAGAAAUCUUACCAAAAGAUUUGAUUCAUAAUCUUUUGGAAUUUUAUAUUGUUCCUAAUAUUAAACCUAAAACUAACACAGCACCUUCAAGAAAGCUAAAACUUAAUCCAACUUUAAUUCAAUCAAAUCACAUUCCUUUAUUUGCUUCAUGGAUUGAUAGAAAAGAUUCCUCCUAUAACAAAAAUGAAAUUCCUUAUGAAUUUAAAUUAUUAUAUCAUUCAAAUCGGGUUGGAUUUAGCGCUGAAUCAUUUCAUCAAAAUUGUGAUAAUAAAGGAGCCACUAUUUGGGUAGCAAAAAUUCAAGGUCCAACACAAUUAAUUGGAGGUUAUAAUCCACUUGAUUGGAAUGGAAAUGAUGAAUGGAAACCUACUACAGAUAGUUUUAUGUUUAGUUUCACAGAUGGAAAAAAUAUUUCUACUGCAAAAUUAGGUUAUGUUAAAAAACCAAAUUAUGCUAUUUAUUGUGAUAAUAGUCAAGGUCCACAUAUGGGUUAUUUUUAUUGUAAAGGCUAUAAUAUAUGGAAUACUUAUGGUGGUAAUUUUUAUCCUAAUAUAGGUAUCCCAACUUCUAAUUUUUCAGUAGAUUAUUAUGAAGUAUUUCAAGUAAUUAUAAAAUAGAGAAAAUUUAUGAUUAUUAUGUACUGUAUAUAAACUGA